Pseudophryne corroboree (corroboree frog) is the source of this 924-nucleotide messenger RNA. RefSeq names its product olfactory receptor 2T4-like. The record is from RefSeq and is a predicted model, not a curated record. The transcript has a single exon. Gene Ontology annotation, cellular component: plasma membrane. Gene Ontology annotation, biological process: G protein-coupled receptor signaling pathway; detection of chemical stimulus involved in sensory perception of smell. NCBI's taxonomy places the organism in Eukaryota, Metazoa, Chordata, Amphibia, Anura, Myobatrachidae. The coding region runs from base 1 to 924 and encodes 307 amino acids. Gene Ontology annotation, molecular function: G protein-coupled receptor activity; olfactory receptor activity.
AUGGAGAACCAGACUUACAUGAAUGGAUUCCUUCUGUUACCUUUUUACGCAAAAUCAAAUUAUUUAUUGUCAACUCUAUGUGUAUUUUUCUUCUUAUAUAUAUUUGGAGUACUUACUAAUGCUAUUAUAAUAACAGUUAUUUACAAUGAUGACCAGUUACACACACCCAUGUACCUAUUUCUCUGUAACCUGUCCUUAGUAGAUAUCUGUUAUACAACCACUACUGUCCCAAACCUACUAUACAUCUUACUAUCUGGAGAUAAUACAGUGUCCUUCAUGCAAUGCUUCACCCAGAUGUAUUUUUAUUUUUUGGCUGAUUCCUCUGAGAUAUAUCUAAUAUUCAUUAUGGCAUAUGACCGAUAUGUUGCUAUUUGUGAUCCUUUACACUAUCACACUAUUUUAAAUAGGAAACACUGUCUCUUAUUGGCAUCUGGCACUUGGAUAUCAGCAAGCUUAAACUCAUUUGUGCUUACAAUCCCAGCAUCACACAUGUCCUUCUGUCAGUCUCGCACCAUACACCAGUUUUUCUGUGAUGCUAAAGCUCUGAUUAACAUCUCCUGUGCUGGCAGUGAAGACUUUUAUACCAUUAUCUAUUUGGAAGUAUUGAUAUAUGGAACUUUUCCUAUCAUGUUCUGUUUGAACUCAUAUAUAAAAAUUAUCAAGGUCAUCUUGCAGAUAAAAUCUAAGGAAGGAAGAAAGAAAGCCUUCUCCACCUGCUCUUCCCACCUCACCAUUGUCAUUAUGUACUUUAUGACCGCUUUGUUUUUGUACAUGAUGCCACCAUCAGAAUGCUCCGAUGUCCUUGAACCGGUGUUUAGUGUACUGUACUCAGUUGUCACUCCCAUGAUAAACCCUCUGAUCUACAGUCUACGGAAUAAAGAUGUGAAAAGUGCUCUGCUGAGAAUACUGAGGCCAGGGGUGUAA